AUGGGGAAGGCAGAACACUGCCUGACUCAGGCGCAACUUGAGAAAUACGCGGCGUUUCAGGAAAGCAUAGGAGCGGUGGAGAAAGCGGGGCACCGCAGGCUGAACCACCAGCUGUAUGACCAGCAGAAUGAACUUUGCGAGGAGCAGAGGCUACUGCAGAAGCUGGAUGAGCGCGAGGCUGAGGCCCACCGGGUGGCUCAGGAGACCCUCCUGGCUGAGCAGCUCGCCAAGCUGCGCGAUGACAAGUUGCGUGAUGAAAAAGAGAGGCAGCGCGUGCGGCAGGAGUCGGAGGAACUGCAGCAGCUGGAGCGCCAGCUGUACCAGGCCUACGUCAACAAGGAGCGCCACCUGCAGCUGCAGUGGGCGGACGCCGCCGGCUCGUGCAGAGAUAGCGCCAAACCGGCGAUGGAGAAGGAGCGGGAGCGGGAGGCGCUGGACGAGUACAGGAAGAAGCACGACUUCGAAACGCAGGAGAAAGAGCAGAAGAGGCUGGUGGAAAGCACCAGAUACCUCGAGGGCCUGAGACAGCAGUUUGUCGAAAAAGAUCUUCAAAAAGAGAGCGAAUUCCAGCAGUUCCUGAAGGACAAAGCCGUGAUUGAUGAAAUCGUCAAACAGAUCGAGGAGGAAGAUAAAAGGCGCCAGGAGUAG
Messenger RNA from Pollicipes pollicipes, 648 nucleotides. RefSeq names its product meiosis-specific nuclear structural protein 1-like. The coding region runs from base 1 to 648 and encodes 215 amino acids. The transcript is spliced from 7 exons. Lineage: Eukaryota; Metazoa; Arthropoda; Thecostraca; Pollicipedomorpha; Pollicipedidae. The record is from RefSeq and is a predicted model, not a curated record.